Molecule: messenger RNA, 845 nt
Organism: Pezoporus flaviventris
Lineage: Eukaryota; Metazoa; Chordata; Aves; Psittaciformes; Psittacidae
Gene: RPL8
Product: ribosomal protein L8
Exons: 5
Coding region: 31-804 (257 amino acids)
Biological process (GO): cytoplasmic translation
Cellular component (GO): ribosome; cytosolic large ribosomal subunit
Molecular function (GO): structural constituent of ribosome; RNA binding
Source: RefSeq, a predicted model, not a curated record
CGGCGCGCUGCCCUCUGCCCGCAGGGCGCCAUGGGACGUGUGAUUCGGGGCCAGAGGAAGGGCGCGGGCUCCGUCUUCCGCGCACACGUGAAACACAGGAAAGGCCCGGCCAAGCUCCGCGCUGUCGACUUCGCCGAGAGGCACGGCUACAUCAAGGGCAUCGUCAAGGACAUCAUCCAUGAUCCUGGCCGAGGCGCUCCACUGGCCAAGAUUGCCUUCCGUGAUCCGUACCGGUUUAAGAAGAGGACAGAGCUGUUCAUUGCUGCAGAGGGUAUUCACACCGGGCAGUUUGUGUACUGUGGCAAGAAAGCUCAGCUGAACAUUGGCAAUGUCCUACCUGUUGGCACCAUGCCAGAAGGGACCAUCGUGUGCUGCCUCGAGGAGAAACCGGGUGACCGUGGGAAGCUGGCCCGUGCUUCUGGAAACUAUGCCACCGUCAUCUCUCAUAACCCAGAAACAAAGAAAACGAGGGUGAAGCUGCCUUCUGGCUCCAAGAAAGUGAUUUCUUCUGCAAACAGAGCUGUUGUUGGGAUUGUUGCUGGUGGAGGUCGUAUUGACAAGCCUAUCCUGAAGGCCGGCCGUGCCUAUCACAAAUACAAGGCAAAGAGGAACUGCUGGCCACGUGUCCGUGGUGUGGCCAUGAAUCCUGUAGAACAUCCCUUUGGUGGUGGUAACCAUCAGCACAUUGGCAAGCCUUCAACCAUCCGGAGAGAUGCUCCUGCUGGGCGCAAAGUUGGUCUCAUUGCUGCCCGCCGUACCGGAAGGCUGCGUGGAACAAAGACUGUGCAGGAAAAGGAGAACUAAAGAUCCACUGUGGAGUUUACAGAAUAAAUUUUUAAAACAUA